Messenger RNA from Gasterosteus aculeatus aculeatus (three-spined stickleback), 1206 nucleotides. RefSeq names its product x globin (gene xgb). NCBI's taxonomy places the organism in Eukaryota, Metazoa, Chordata, Actinopteri, Perciformes, Gasterosteidae. Gene Ontology annotation, molecular function: oxygen binding; heme binding. The record is from RefSeq and is a predicted model, not a curated record.
CAAUAGUGUAUAGACUUUUUGUCUAUGAAGAAUGGGCUGCGCAAUAUCAGGUCUGGCGGCAAAAGCGGAGUUUGGUGAGGUCACUACUGAGGAUGCUGCUGCUGAUGUUGCUGCUGCUGAUGCUUCGUGUCCCAGCGAGGAGCAGAUUCAGAUGAUCAAGGAUUCAUGGAAAGUUAUCCGGGACGAUAUUGCCAAAGUUGGGAUUAUUAUGUUCGUCAGGUUGUUUGAGACCCACCCUGAGUGCAAGGACGUGUUCUUCCUGUUCCGAGACGUGGAGGACCUGGAGAGGCUGCGGACCAGCAGAGAGCUCAGAGCGCACGGCCUCAGGGUCAUGUCUUUUAUUGAGAAAAGCGUGGCGAGACUGGACCAGAUGGAGAGACUGGAAGCGCUGGCUCUGGAGUUGGGAAAAGGACAUUACCACUACAACGCCCCCCCUAAGUACUACAGCUACGUCGGGGCAGAAUUCAUCGGUGCUGUGCAGCCCAUCCUGAAGGAGAGGUGGACGGAGGAGCUGGAGGAGGCGUGGAAGACCUUGUUUCAGUUCGUGACCGGCCUCAUGCAGCGGGGGUACCAGGCGGAGAGCAAGCGCCAGCUGGCCGUCCCCCCGAAGGAACGACCCGACAAGAAGAACACGGCGCUGUGAGCUGCCGCUUCUCCUUCCAACCACCAAGUCCCACUGUUUUUACCGUCCAAUAGAAAUGUCUCGAUGUAUAUACUGUAUUUACUGUCUCCUUUUCAACACAGUCACGGUUUGCCACUUAUUUAAAACGGACAAAAACAAAACUCGCUAUGACUUUCAACGGAGCACUUUAUUUCUGCACGUAUCUUGUGCUGGCGUCCUCUUCCAUGAGGUCAGGACCCGGCAGCAUGAUUCAAACGGCCGACAGCACAUACCAGCUGUCAUUACACCCGCCUUGCAAUUGUGAUUAACAAAAAUGUUCGUCUAACUUGGUCCGUCUUUAUAUUAACUUAGAAAAUGGCUUUCAAUAAAAUCUGCAUUUAACAUUAGUCAUCAUUCAGAAAUCUAAUUCAUAUUUAAAUUACCCACAUUAACCUAAAUAAUACAUUUUGUUUGGGUUCAACGAUUUAAGACGGACAGUUUAUAGUUUGGUAUGAUAAUUUAAAACAAAAAUAUCCAUUGUGCUUUAGGAAGUCAAAUAAAAUGAUUAAAUAAAGUAAAUGUCUACAAUAUCUAGUCUAAUACAA